Melozone crissalis (California towhee) is the source of this 1436-nucleotide messenger RNA. It is a transcript of the gene HS3ST4, whose product is annotated as heparan sulfate-glucosamine 3-sulfotransferase 4. Bases 1 to 1260 code for a protein of 419 amino acids. The record is from RefSeq and is a predicted model, not a curated record. Gene Ontology annotation, molecular function: [heparan sulfate]-glucosamine 3-sulfotransferase activity. Lineage: Eukaryota; Metazoa; Chordata; Aves; Passeriformes; Passerellidae. The transcript is spliced from 2 exons.
AUGUCCCCCCCCGCCCAGCCGGGGGUGCCGGGCGGGCGCGGCUCUAAGGGGCCCCCGGCGCGGAAGCUGCUCUGCAUGUGCAGCCUCUCCCUGUGCCUCACCUACCUGUGCUACAGCCUGAUGGGGGGCACCGGCCCGGCCGCCCUGCGCUCCCCCGCCGCGCUCCCCGCCUCGGCGGCCCCCGGGGCCCCGCGCUCCCCCACCGCCUUCCCCGCCACGGCGGCCCCGCGCUCCGCCGGCGCCCCGGGCCCCUCGGCCGCUCCGCCGCGGGCCUCCAACGGCAGCCGGGAAGGGGCGGCGGACACCUGGCUGCGGGCGCAGCUGGCCCCCGGGGAGGUGAUCACGGCGCAGAGCGGAGCCUUCGAGAGGGACCCGCAGGAGUCGAGCACCACGGACGAGGAGCUGAGCCGGGCCGGCAGCCCGGGCAGCCGCGGCGGCGGCAGCAGCAGCACCACGCCGGACUACGGGGAGAAGCGGCUGCCGCAAGCCCUCAUCAUCGGGGUGAAGAAGGGGGGGACGCGGGCGCUGCUGGAGGCCAUCCGGGCGCACCCCGACGUGCGGGCCGUGGGCACCGAGCCCCACUUCUUCGACAGGAACUACGAGAAGGGGCUGGAGUGGUACAGGAACGUGAUGCCCAAGACGCUGGAGGGCCAGAUCACCAUGGAGAAGACCCCCAGCUACUUCGUGACCAACGAGGCCCCGCGGCGCAUCCACAGCAUGGCCAAGGACACCAAGCUGAUCGUGGUGGUGCGCGACCCCGUCACCCGCGCCAUCUCGGACUACACGCAGACCCUCUCCAAAAAGCCGGAGAUCCCCACCUUCGAGGUGCUGGCCUUCAAGAACAGGACCCUGGGGCUGAUUGAUGCCUCCUGGAGCGCUAUCCGCAUUGGGAUUUAUGCCCUGCACUUGGAAAACUGGCUCCAGUAUUUCCCCCUCUCCCAGAUCCUGUUUGUCAGUGGUGAGAGGCUCAUCACUGACCCAGCUGGGGAAAUGGCCAAGGUCCAGGACUUCUUAGGCCUCAAGAGGAUUGUGACAGAGAAGCAUUUUUAUUUUAAUAAGACGAAGGGGUUUCCCUGUCUAAAGAAGCCAGAGGACAGCAGUGCUCCCCGGUGUUUGGGCAAGUCCAAGGGUCGAACUCACCCCAAAAUAGACCCAGAUGUCAUCCACAGACUGCGGAAGUUUUACAAACCCUUCAAUGUCAUGUUUUACCAAAUGACAGGCCAAGAUUUCCAGUGGGAGCAGGAAGAAAGUGAUAAGUAGAACCACAAAAUCAGGAAAAAAUAUUUUUUUGUUUUUGGGAUGUGAAUCAUCAUUUGAGACCCAAAACUCUCUUGGGGCCAGAGGCUCAUCCCUGUGUGUGACAGGCUCUCGUGCUGCCAGGGCUGCAGCAGAGGUGGCCCCAGGUGUGCAGUUGGAACUGUUGUGUCACCUCGGGC